AUGAUAUCAGAUUAAUUACGAUAAGUUCUAUCCAAUAAUACUCCAAACAUUAUAGGACCGCAACUCUCUCGAAAAACUAUUCUUUUAAAAAAGAAGAAUAAGAAAAUAUGCAACAAUACGCUGAAUCAACUGCCUCAAAAAGGAAAUUAGGAUGUCUCAUAAAAAGAUGAUAAAUCGUAGAAAACAGAUAAAACUGAGACAAUCACAAUCAAGUCCCAUAGUAAUAUUGGCUCUUAGACCUCGAAUUCCAUUCCUUGUAUUUCUUAGGAUGUAUUUGAUGGUAUUGAAAUCCCCCCCACUGAUCCAAUUUGGCUAGAAAUCAUCCCACAAGAAUUAUUGCUAGAAACUACCGUCGAGAAAUUAUUGGAGGAUAACAAAGAUUAUUUUUAUAACCUACUAGGAUUAUACUUGUAGGAAAGGGCUAUUGGAGACUUGAAUAUGUCACGUUUUGUUUUACCCUAAAAGUUUUAAACACAAUAUUCGAAAGAUUUCACUCUGAAAUCUGUGGAUCGAAAAAUAGGAAUAGACUCCAGAAUAUAUGAAGAUUAUAAAUAAUACAGUUCGCAAAAUUAAAAUACUACUACUUACAAAUAGUAUUUUUAGAAACCAAUACCCAAUGAUAUUACCCAAUCAUUCAAGCCUACCUCAGAACGAAGUGUCCUUGCCUUGGCUGCAUUAACCACAUAUAAAGCUAAUCACAUCAACUUCAAACAACCAGAAAUACCAGAAUUAAUGAAGGCACCAAGUAAUUCCACAACAGGAAAGUUGCAAUUGAAUGGAAAUUCCAAUUAUAAUCUAGACUAUAAAUGGCAUCAGCAUUAUGAACGAUUACCAAAUUUCAAAAAUAGUUAUUCUAAAUUGAAUCCAAUUUCCAAUUCUGAUAUCUUCUUUACCAAAUAACGAGCAUCAAUCGACUAUUAUCCAUUAAGUCCACAACCAAAAGCAACCCAAGUGCUUACAACUCCUGCCUUCUAGGGCUAAUUCAUGACUACAUUCAAACAGUAUCUAAUACAUUUUUAUCUUCAAGUGAUUUUCAAUAAAUUGACAAGGAACUGA
Paramecium tetraurelia is the source of this 1056-nucleotide messenger RNA. RefSeq lists its product as uncharacterized. The transcript is spliced from 3 exons. Lineage: Eukaryota; Ciliophora; Oligohymenophorea; Peniculida; Parameciidae. The record is from RefSeq and is a predicted model, not a curated record.